AUGUGUGACAAGAUGAAAAAGGUGAACAGCUGGCUCAGUGCGGUGUUCGGGGAUCAGCCAGUGCCACAGUUUGAAGUCAAUACGCGGACAGUGGACGUGCUCUUUCAGCUGGCCCAGACCUCUGAGACCCGGUGCAGUCACACGGAGCUCCUCAUUAAAGAUCUCAAUCAGAAAACCUCAGAAUACCAGGCAGACUGUGCACACUACCAGGACGUUCUCUUACAAGCUGUUGGCCUUUCCUGUGCGACACUCUCAUCUGCUUCGACUGACUAUCUAUCUACUUUAGUGGACAGUGCAAUAACUCUGGCAGUCAGGGACAUCUCUAUUGGAAAUUUUUUUCCAGCUGUGAAUAAUCUAUCAGAUGAACUGUUGGAGGCUGAGAAAUCAAACAGACGUCUUGAACGGGAACUCAAGGCUCUGAGAAAAAAUCUUGGUGCUACUUUGGUUCUUUGCGGAAACCUUCAGGAGGAUAUCAACAAAACCACAAAGGCCCAGGCUGUGGAGGGCGCUAAAGUAGAGGAGAGGUUGCUUAACAUGGAUUUUGUGACAACAAAGGCAAAAGAGCUCAGCCACAGAAGAGAGAAAGCAGAGGCGCAGCUUUUAUCCAGGAACAUGGACAAGUCUUUGACACACCAGGCCAUAGUGCAGCUGUCACAGGAAGUAACUGCACUGAAACAAGAAAUUGCUCCCUUGAAGAAGAAAUUGGAGCCUUAUAUGGAUUUGUGCCCAAACCCAUCACUUGCACAAGUUAAAAUCCUAGAAGCAAAAAGAGAGUUGGCAUUGCUCGACUCCAAACCAGAAAUGGACAUGGAGUUUCAAUGA
This is a messenger RNA of Knipowitschia caucasica, 822 nucleotides long. Lineage: Eukaryota; Metazoa; Chordata; Actinopteri; Gobiiformes; Gobiidae. The record is from the annotation of a GenBank genome assembly.